This is a messenger RNA of Debaryomyces hansenii CBS767, 321 nucleotides long. RefSeq names its product mRNA splicing protein (gene SMD3). Gene Ontology annotation, molecular function: RNA binding. The record is from RefSeq and is a predicted model, not a curated record. Gene Ontology annotation, biological process: RNA processing; spliceosomal snRNP assembly. The transcript has a single exon. NCBI's taxonomy places the organism in Eukaryota, Fungi, Ascomycota, Pichiomycetes, Serinales, Debaryomycetaceae. Gene Ontology annotation, cellular component: U4 snRNP; U12-type spliceosomal complex; U2 snRNP. Bases 1 to 321 code for a protein of 106 amino acids.
AUGUCCGCUGGUAUUCCCGUUAAAUUGUUAAAUGAAGCACAGGGACACAUAAUAUCGUUAGAACUAACUACUGGAGACACAUAUCGUGGAAAAUUACUUGAAAAUGAAGAUAAUAUGAAUUUAUCUCUCUACGAUGUAACAAUAACUAAAGGUAGAACAGGAAAUACAUCGUACAUGAAUCAAGUAUUCGUGAGAGGUUCGAUGAUUAGGUUUGUUAUGGUACCGGAAAUUUUAAAAAAUGCACCAAUGUUUUUCAUGAAGCCAGGCGAUAAACCGAAGCCACCUGUUAGAGGACCACCACCUAAAAGAGUUAAGCAUUAG